Molecule: messenger RNA, 1666 nt
Organism: Polypterus senegalus (gray bichir)
Lineage: Eukaryota; Metazoa; Chordata; Cladistia; Polypteriformes; Polypteridae
Product: 5-hydroxytryptamine receptor 3A-like
Exons: 9
Coding region: 1-1365 (454 amino acids)
Biological process (GO): chemical synaptic transmission; regulation of membrane potential; nervous system process
Cellular component (GO): neuron projection; synapse; membrane
Molecular function (GO): extracellular ligand-gated monoatomic ion channel activity; transmembrane signaling receptor activity; neurotransmitter receptor activity
Source: RefSeq, a predicted model, not a curated record
AUGGCCAUCUUGCUCUUUCACAUAUUCCUCAUAUUUGCCAACACUGGCACUUUGUUUGCUGAGAAUAACUGCAGCAUUGCAAAACUACUAAAACACUUGGAUAUAAUUGAUAAUAAAACAUUAUUAUGGGCACGUCCAGUCAAUAACUGGGACGAGCCCCUGGUUGUCGGCAUUUCCAUGACAGUGGACAACAUAGUGGAGCUGGAUGGAAAGUCUCAAAGCAUGCUGAGCAUGGUCUGGUUUGACAUGGCAUGGCAAAACAGCUUUAUUUCAUGGAAUCCUGAAGACUUCUGUGGAAUAAGUUAUAUUUCUAUCCCACUGGACACGAUUUGGAUACCAGAAGUGUAUGUUUAUGAGAACAUCAAUGAGGAUGUGUCUGUCAAGAUCAACUUUUUAAAUGUGGCCUAUGAUGGAACGAUCAGUCAGUCCAAGCCAUGGCGCAUUGUCAGCACCUGCAUGCUCAAUGCACGGAAAUUCCCAUUUGACACGCAGAAGUGCUCCAUAACCUUUGGCCCUUACGUACACAACAUUGAAGAAGUAGUCAUGAGAUCAAUCUUCAGUGCCAAUGAACUGAAAGAGAUAACUCUUGCACAUUACAUCAAUCGAGGAGAGUGGGAACUUUUGGAUAUUGAGGUCUUGGAUGAGAAUCUCACUUUUGGGAAAAACCUCUUUAGUAAAGUGAAGUACACGAUAACUUUACAGCGAACUUCAGCAUUAUAUAUCAUCAACCUAAUUGCUCCUGCCAUUUUCCUGCUCAUGGUGGACUUUGGCAGCAUGUUCAUUCCCAUCACUGCAGGUGAAAGACUGGGAGUGAAGGUCACCAUCGUCCUGGGAUUUUCAGUAUUGCUGUUGAUCCUCAAUGAUCUCGUCCCAAGUACAAACAGCACUCCAAUUCUUGGUGUCUUCUUCACCCUCUGCUUGCUCAUAAUGAUUCUCAGCAUUUUAGGCACAAUAGCAGUUUUGCAUAUGGUAGAACAGUCCACAAAUCAUCGAAAAAUACCAUCCUGGCUACAGACAUGUCUAUUUAAAUAUCUGGCAAAAUUCCUUUCUGUGGAUACCAACUGUUUAUCUGAGAAGAAAACUGGACAAUGCAGCAAUGACUUAACUGAUGUCAGCAGGGCGCAGAAUGAGGUGAAAGAAGAGUGGAAAACUGAACAGGAGAGUCAUGAAGUGCGAUUGCUGAAGAUGUUGCACCUGCAAAUCCCUGCAAUCAGGAACCAUCUGGAGAAGGCCAGUGAAGAAGAAAGUAACAAGGCUCAGUGGUUAAUGGCAGCACUUGUCAUAGACCGACUGCUGUGCAUCCUCUACGUGCUCACAGUUGUGGUCAGUAUGACAGCUGUGGCAGCCGUCUGGGCAAGCAAUUAAGUCUGAGCACCUUGGCCUAAUGGAAUCACGCACAUGGCAAUGUAUAACCUGUAUAUAGUGCUGAUUAUUACUAGAAAUGUUAUUAAUAGAAAAGCAAUCUUUAGAAAUUGUGCAUUCAAAUUAAAAACACACUAUAACUUUAGAAAGGAAUCUGAAGAUUUCAGCAAUUUCAAGUUGAAAACACUUCAAAAAUCAAAUUCGUGGGCAGUGGCGUAGCUCGAGUUCAUGCCACUCAGGGCGUGGCGGUGCUUCAAAUUGCUGCCCUCCAACAUAUCUGAAUAUGUUAACCUAUUGAAACAGA